Messenger RNA from Gavialis gangeticus (Gharial), 14207 nucleotides. It is a transcript of the gene DNAH9, whose product is annotated as dynein axonemal heavy chain 9. Gene Ontology annotation, molecular function: dynein intermediate chain binding; dynein light intermediate chain binding; ATP binding. Lineage: Eukaryota; Metazoa; Chordata; Crocodylia; Gavialidae. The transcript is spliced from 67 exons. Bases 1076 to 13876 code for a protein of 4266 amino acids. Gene Ontology annotation, cellular component: dynein complex. The record is from RefSeq and is a predicted model, not a curated record. Gene Ontology annotation, biological process: microtubule-based movement.
GUUUUGGAGAUGUUAUUUUUAUAUUAAGACAUCAAGCCACUGGAUUUCAAAUCCCAAAUGUACAUUGCCAAACUAGUUGUUAUCUCUACUGCUUACAAGAAUUCAGACAUUUUUUUUGGUCAGAAGAUGUACAUUGUUUCAUGGCAUUCUGUAAAAGGAAGAGUUAAUGGUAUCUUAGUAUGACCCUGGUGGUUGUAGCUAAGGUGAGUUGAUUCGCCAAGGGAAUGAACAGCAGGUGUUGUUAGGUAUCUGAAUGUGUGUGUGUGAGUAGGGAAAAAGCGUAGGUUAAUGGUGUUGUGCUGUAUUUUGUGAGUUUGAGGGUUUGAGUUUUAUACUUGUCCUUUAAUCACCUGAAUUGUUUUUCACAAAGUGUCCUUUAUGACUGAAUUUUCCUGUAUUGCAAAAAAUGUUGAAAAUAGAAGGACCAACAGUCUCAGGAGGAAUUGAUCAGGAUUCCUUCAGGGAGGUUCCUUCUUCUGCACAGGGCAGCUCGGGUCAUGUUGAUGUUGCCUGUGCAAAGUGGAGUGAAGUUCUGUCAGGGCCAGUGAAUUCAAAGGGGCUGUAGGACCCACCUAGACCCAUCCCUUCUCAGUAGGCUGCCAAGGCAGUUGCAGAGCUGACCCUUCUAGUUCUGUGCCAGCCCUUCAUAUUCCCUUGGCUGCAUAACAAGUAUGAUCCCAUUGGAUCACCUCUGACCUAAACCAAACAGGCCAUAGCUUUCUGCAAAUGCCUUAGACACUUUGGGGGAAAUUCUUAAAAGACACCAUGCAGUCAAGAAAAAUAGGUCAUUGACCUGUAAAACCCACUGUUAUAUAGACUGAAGCCCUUCCGUCCCCUCCUUUUACACUAGCAAUGGAAUAGCCCUUGGUGCACUUUGGUUAUUUUGCCCUGGACUGGAUCCAGAGUUAUGUUUGACUAAUGAAAGCAUCCAAAACCUGUGAGCUGCACAGUCCCAUUUAGUUGUUUUUUCUUUAUUCUUUACCUACUCUAAUGAUUUAUAUUACAGGUAGUAGCACCAAUCCUAGGCAACCAGAAGAACCACCACAGCUGGCCACAUGUGGUAUCACAAGACAUUAUGCGCCAUGUCCACAGCCUAAAAAGUAAUAUUUUCAUGAUUGUUGGUCAAGUAAAGGGCAAGACCUUACUUCCUCUUCCAGCAGGCUCUGAGAAAGUUGAAUGUAUAGAUUAUGAAAAAGAAAAAAUUGGAAAACUAGUAGAUAAAUCUGUUAUACAUGCCAUUGAAUCAGCAGUUAUAGAUUGGAGUUACCAGAUACAAGGAGCAUUGAAGAGAGAAUCAUCAGAGCCUCUUCUACAAGGCAGCAACCCCAACCCAAAGGUGGAAUUAGAGUUCUGGAAAAGCAGGUAUGACAAUUUGGAAUGCAUUUACAAUCAGCUAAAUGCCAGGAAGGUUAGGAAUAUGGCAGAACUUCUGGACAGAGUGCAGAGCAGCUACUUCCCAUCCUUCAAAGCAAUGUUCAGAGAUGUUGCAGCAGCUUUGAGUGAGGCCCAGGAUAUUAACCUGCAUCUGACACCUCUUCAACAUCACUUGGAGGAAAUAGAAACAGUGGAAUUCAGUGAGGUGAAGUCAUUGGUCAGCUCCUUGCUCCAUGUGGUGUGUUUAAUCUGGGCCACAUCUAAGUACUACAACACACCUGCACGGAUAAUAGUGCUGCUUCAAGAAAUAUGCAACCUGCUGAUUCAACAGGCUCGGAACUACCUGAACCCAGAAGAUAUUCUGAAAGGAGAAACAGAAGAAAGUCUGGGUAAAGUGCAGGAGGUGCUUGGCAUAUUGAACCACUUCAAGCAGACAUUUGAGGAACGAAGAGAAAAUCUCUACAUAUACUUUAAACCUGACCAAGAGAUGAAAGAAUGGGACUUUCAGUCUCUCUUAGUUUUUGCAAGAUUGGAUGGUUUUCUAAGAAGACUUAAGAUUGUAGAGGAUCUCCUAGCAACUGCCUUGGACAUAAUGAAGCUGGAAAAGAUAGAGUUCAGCGGGAUAAAAGGGAAGGCUCUAAGCCAGCAAGUCUCGAGCAUGUAUGAAGAGUUCCAGGAAGUGUAUAAAGUAUUGUCAGACCGUAGCUACGAUUGCCUUGACACGACAAACUUGGAAUUUGAACAAGAUGCUUCUAACUUCAAGCAACAAGUAGAAGAUAUGGACAGACGGCUGGGGACUAUUUUCUGCCAGGCUUUUGAUGAUGCAUCUGACUUGGAGCAUGCUUUCAAGUUGCUGGAUAUGUUUGGAAGCCUUCUGGAACGUCCACUGAUAGCUGCUGAUGCUGCCGAUAAAUAUCCUUUGCUCAUUACUAUGUUUGACAGAGACCUAGAAGAUGCUAAAAUGAUCUACUGUAGGCAUAUUCAAAAGGAGAUGGAGUUAGGCUACGCCCCUGUACACAGGAAUAUGCCGUUUGUUGCUGGGGCUUUGCGUUGGGCUCAGGAACUGAGAGACCGGAUCCAAUUUCCAUACAGUAAUUUUAGGCAUAUCACACACACAUGCAUGGAAUCUGUUGAAGGAAAAAGAAUGAAACAGAAGUAUCAAGAUAUAAUACAAUUGCUAGAAAGGUAUCAGGAAAAGCUCUAUAAGGAAUGGUCCCAGACAGUAUCUGAAAAAUCAGAGUACAACCUCACUCAGCCACUUAUCAGACGAGAUCAAGAGACCAAGUUGAUUGCAGUCAAUUUUGAUCAUCAGCUGGUUUCAGUGCUUAGGGAAGUGAGUUACUUGACAGGAAGCCAGAUGGAGAGCAUCCCGCAGACAGCAGCAGAAUUCUACGCCUCCAAGGAAUCAUACCGGAAGCUGGUGGCUAACUUGGAACUGAUGGUGAACAGGUACAACAAGAUCCUAAGGACAGUUCUUGAGGUAGAAUACCCUCUAAUAGAGAGACAACUUCAUGAUAUUGACUUGCACCUGAAAGAUGCAGAAGAGAUGCUAAACUGGAAAAUGGAAGGCCUCUGGGAUCACAUCUCUGAAGUGAUUGACAGUGUUCAUGACCUUGAGAAAAGGGUCCAGAAAGCCAAGGACAAUACGGAGGAGAUUCAGAAUAUCAUGAGAUCUUGGGUGUCACCCAUUUUUGAAAGGAAAGAUGGGAAAAGAGAAUCACUGUUUAGUUUGGAUGACCGGCAUGAAUCAUUGGAAAAGCGUUACCAGCUCAUCAAAGAAUCUGGGCUUAAGAUUCAUUCUUUGGUGAAGGAAAACCUGAGCCUAUUCAUUGCAAACCCCACUUCUGACACCUGGAAAGCAUACAUUGAUUAUGUGGAUGAAAUGGUCCUGGAUGGGUUCUUCAGUGCUAUUGAGUGUUCACUGAAGUAUCUUCUGGAAAACACAGAUCCCAAGGCAGGACUCGCCCCCCUAUUUGAGGUACAACUGGAUUUGGUGAAGCCAGAUUUGGUAUUCCACCCUUCUCUGGACCCUGGUGCUAAUGAUGGCUUUUAUGACAUCAUAGAAGGACUCAUCAACGACAUCUACCGAAUCUCAUCGUUGGUACCGAGACUAACUGAGCACAGCAUUUUCCCUCAUUAUCAGGCUGAUAUGGAGGAGAUGAGUGAUUUAGCUGACAUGCGCCACAACCUGAUGGAGCGUGUUCAGAACAUUAUGUCAAUUUGCUGUGACUACCGCAGUUCCUUUGACCAUUACUCAUACCUCUAUGGGGAUGACCGGAAAGAAUUCAUACGCCAGUUCCUGCUGUAUGGGCAUGUCCUUACUGCAGCAGAAAUUGAAGCCCAUGCUGAAGAUGGUGUUCCAGAGACCCCUCCCACAUUGCAACAGUUCAAAGAACAGAUAGACUCAUAUGAGAAGAUAUAUGAUGAAGUCAACCGCAUGGAGACGAUGACAGUUUUUGAUGGUUGGAUGAAAAUUGAUGCCCGGCCCUUUAAAGCUUCUCUGCUUAAUGUAAUCAAAAGGUGGAGCCUGAUGUUUAAGCACCACCUCAUUGAACAUGUCACACAUAGUUUGGCUGACCUUGAAGAGUUUAUAAAAAUUGCUGAUAGAGGUUUGGGCAAAAAAGUUGAAAAAGGAGAUUAUGAUGGGUUGGUAGAGAUUAUGGGUCACCUGAUGGCUGUUAAAGAAAGACAGAGUAGUACUGAUGAGAUGUUUGAGCCCUUAAAGCAAACCAUUGAACUACUGAAGAUAUAUGAGCAAGAACUGCCAGAGGAAGUAUAUAAACAACUUGAGGAGCUGCCAGAAAAAUGGAACAACAUAAAGAAGCUGGCAAUAACUGUGAAACAGCAUGUGGCUCCUUUGCAGGCAAAUGAAGUGACAGUUCUUCGCAAGGGCUGUGCAGCAUUUGAUGUUGAGCAGCAUAAAUUUAGAGAAAAAUUUCGCAAAGAGGCACCAUUCAGGUUUGAUACUGAAAAUCCUUACCAAAUACUGGAUGCAAACCACAUUGAGAUUAAACAAAUGGAGUCAACCAUGGCUUCAAUUUAUGAAUCAGCUGGUUUGUUUGAAGUCGGUGUUCCAGAUUAUAGACAGCUAAAGCAAUGCAGGAAGGAAGUUUGUCUUCUCAAGGAACUCUGGGAUAUGAUCUCUGUUGUAGACUCGAGCAUCAACGAUUGGCAGACCACAAAAUGGAAGGAUAUUAAUGUUGAAAACAUGGACAUUGAGUGCAAAAAGUUUGCUAAAGAUAUUCGAAACUUAGAUAAAGAAAUGAGGGCAUGGGAUGCUUUCAUUGGGCUGGACAAUAGGGUGAAGAACACCCUGACAUCUCUGAGGGCUGUGGCAGAACUUCAGAAUCUCGCCAUUAGGGAAAGGCAUUGGAACCAGCUGAUGCAGGCAACAGGUGUGAAAUUCACCAUGGAUGCAGAUACUACUCUGGCUGAUCUGCUGCAACUCAACCUCCAUAACUUUGAGGAUCAGGUUCGCAGCAUUGUGGAUAAAGCAGUUAAGGAAAUGAGCAUGGAAAAGGUCUUAAAAGAACUUAAAACAACCUGGAGCAGCAUGGAAUUCCAAUAUGAACCUCACCCCCGGACAAAAGUUUCCUUGUUGAAAUCUGAUGAAGAUCUAAUUGAAACUUUAGAAGACAACCAGGUACAGCUGCAGAAUCUAAUGACUUCCAAGUAUAUUGCCUUCUUCCUGGAGGAAGUAUCUGGAUGGCAAAAGAAGCUGUCUGCAGCAGACUCUGUCAUUUCUAUCUGGUUUGAAGUGCAGCGUACAUGGUCUCACUUGGAAAGCAUAUUCAUAGGCUCAGAAGAUAUCCGGUCACAACUCCCUGAGGACUCCAAACGUUUUGAAGGAAUUGAUGCUGAUUUUAAAGAACUGGCCUAUGAUGCUAAGAAAACUCCAAAUGUAGUUGAGGCUACCAACAAGCCAGGUCUAUAUGAAGAACUGGAGGAUAUUCAGAGCAGAUUGUCUCUGUGUGAGAAAGCCUUGGCUGAAUAUUUAGACACCAAGAGAUUGGCCUUCCCCAGAUUUUACUUCAUUUCUUCUGCAGACUUAUUAGACAUUCUUUCCAAUGGCACCAACCCAGAACUAAUUCAACGCCAUCUUUCAAAACUAUUUGACAACUUGGCUAAGAUGAAAUUUCAAGUGGACUCUGAGCAAAAUCCAACCAAAACUGGUUUGGGAAUGUAUAGUAAAGAGGAGGAGUAUGUUGGCUUCAGUGAUCCAUGUGACUGUAGUGGACAGGUUGAAGACUGGUUAAAUCAUGUGUUGGAUAAUAUGAGGGCUACUGUGAGACAUGAGAUGACAGAAGCUGUGACUGCUUAUGAAGAGAAACCAAGAGACCAGUGGCUCCUUGAUUACCCAGCCCAGGUAUCCUCUUUGACCAGCCCAGUAGGGAAAGCAUCUUGUUGUGAGCUCUUCCUUUGCUCUCUAUUAGUGGACAGUGCCCAGGCAUUUAUUUGGCUGUCACAGCUUCGGCACCGGUGGGCUGAUGAAGAAAAGCACUGCUAUGCGAACAUAUGUGAUGCCCAGUUUCUUUAUUCAUAUGAAUACCUUGGUAACACACCUCGCCUUGUAAUCACUCCCCUGACAGACAGAUGCUACAUCACCCUUACCCAGUCUCUGCACCUCACCAUGAGUGGCGCCCCUGCUGGGCCUGCAGGGACUGGUAAGACAGAGACCACCAAGGAUUUGGGGCGAGCCCUUGGCAUCAUGGUAUACGUGUUUAACUGCUCUGAACAGAUGGAUUACAAGUCUUGUGGGAACAUUUACAAAGGCCUUUCCCAGACCGGUGCUUGGGGCUGUUUUGAUGAGUUUAAUAGAAUCUCAGUUGAGGUACUUUCAGUAGUAGCUGUACAGGUAAAGAGCAUACAGGAUGCUAUAAGAGACAAAAAACAACACUUCAACUUCCUUGGAGAAGAAAUUAAUUUAGUACCCUCUGUGGGUAUUUUCAUUACUAUGAAUCCUGGUUAUGCUGGACGAACUGAGCUACCUGAAAACUUGAAAGCCCUUUUCAGACCAUGUGCAAUGGUUGUGCCAGACUUUGAGCUGAUCUGUGAAAUCAUGUUGGUGGCUGAGGGAUUCAUUGAAGCCCGGCUGUUAGCCAGAAAGUUCAUUACUCUUUACCAGUUAUGCAAAGAGCUUCUCUCAAAACAAGAUCACUAUGACUGGGGCUUGCGCGCAAUUAAGUCAGUUCUAGUUGUUGCUGGAUCUCUUAAGAGAGGUGACCCAGAUCGGCCUGAAGACCAAGUUCUUAUGCGCUCUCUUCGUGACUUCAACAUCCCUAAGAUUGUGACAGAUGACAUGCCAGUGUUCAUGGGACUAAUUGGAGAUCUUUUUCCUGCUCUCGAUGUACCCAGAAAACGAGACUUGAAUUUUGAAUCAGUUGUGAAGGAGGCUGUGUUGGACCUAAAACUGCAGGCUGAAGACAACUUUGUGCUCAAAGUGGUGCAGCUAGAGGAGCUUCUGGCUGUGCGACACUCUGUUUUUUUGGUGGGUAAUGCUGGAACAGGCAAAUCUCAGGUUUUGAAAUCUCUUUACAAGACUUACCAAAUAAUGAAGCGUCGCCCUGUCUGGACAGACCUCAACCCCAAAGCAGUCACCAAUGAUGAACUUUUUGGCAUUAUCAACCCAGCAACAAGAGAAUGGAAAGAUGGACUUUUUUCAUCGAUCAUGCGAGAGCUGGCCAACAUCACACAUGAUGGUCCUAAGUGGAUGGUACUGGAUGGGGAUAUUGACCCAAUGUGGAUUGAGUCUCUUAAUACUGUCAUGGACGAUAAUAAGGUGCUGACAUUAGCAAGCAAUGAAAGAAUACCCUUGAACCCAACUAUGAGGCUGCUCUUUGAGAUCAGUCACCUUCGCACAGCCACUCCAGCAACAGUGUCCAGAGCAGGGAUUCUGUACAUCAACCCAGCAGACUUGGGCUGGAAUCCUCCAGUGAGCAGUUGGAUUGACAGACGAGAAUACCAGUCAGAACGUGCUAACCUGACCAUUUUGUUUGACAAGUACCUGCCACCUUGCCUGGAUACACUUAGAGUGAGAUUUAAGAAGAUUAUUCCUGUUCCAGAGCAGAGUAUGAUUCAGACAUUAUGUUUCCUCCUUGAAUGUCUCCUGACUAAGGAAAACACUCCUCCUGAUUGUCCCAAGGAGCUCUAUGAACUUUACUUUGUUUUUGCUGUUGUCUGGGCCUUUGGUGGAACAAUGUUCCAAGACCAGCUUGUAGACUACAGAGUAGAGUUCAGUAAGUGGUGGGUGACUGAGUUUAAGACCAUCAAAUUUCCUUCUCAGGGAACUGUCUUUGAUUUUUACAUUGAUCCAGAAACAAAGAAGUUUGAGCCUUGGUCUAAACUUAUCCCCAAAUUGGAAUUUGAUCCAGAACUGCCAUUACAAGCUUGUCUGGUGCCUACUAGUGAAACCAUACGAGUAAGAUACUUCAUGGACAAGCUCCUGGAACGACGGAGGCCAGUCAUGCUUGUGGGUAAUGCAGGCACUGGGAAAUCUGUGCUGGUAGGAAGCAAACUCUCUUCACUGGAUACUGAUGAGUACAUGGUGAAGAAUGUUCCAUUCAACUAUUACACCACCUCAGCCAUGCUUCAAGCUGUACUUGAGAGGCCUCUGGAUAAAAAGGCUGGUAAGAAUUAUGGUCCACCUGGCACCAAAAAGCUCAUCUACUUCAUUGAUGAUAUGAAUAUGCCUGAAGUAGACACAUACGGGACAGUACAGCCCCAUACACUCAUCAGGCAACACCUGGACUAUGGCCACUGGUAUGACCGAAACAAAUUGUCCCUGAAAGAGAUCAUGAACGUGCAAUAUGUGUCAUGUAUGAACCCUACUGCAGGGAGUUUCACAAUCAACUCACGUCUUCAGCGUCACUUCAGUGUGUUUGCACUCUCAUUUCCUGGAUCAGAUGCUUUGUCCACCAUCUACAGCACCAUCUUAACUCAGCAUCUGAAAAGUGAGAAUUUCCCUGGGCCUCUGCAGAAAUCUGCUCAGCAACUAAUAACCCUGGCACUUGGUCUGCACCAGAAAGUAGCUGCUAUGUUUUUGCCAACAGCUAUCAAAUUUCAUUACAUUUUCAAUCUACGAGAUUUCUCCAAUAUCUUCCAAGGCAUUCUGUUUUCAACCCCGGAAUGUCUGAAGCAUCCCCAAGACCUAGUAAAGCUCUACCUGCAUGAGGCAAACCGUGUGUACCGGGAUAAGAUGGUUGAUGAAAAAGAUUUUGACAUCUUUGACAAAAUGCAGAUGGAGAUGGUGAAGAAAUUCUAUGAUGAGACUGAGGAGAUGCUAGAACAGACCAAGAAGAUGAACAUGUAUUGCCAUUUUGCAAAAGGUAUUGGGGAAUCCAAAUACAUGCCUAUUCAGACCUGGGAGUCGUUGAACCAGAUCCUUGUAGAAGCUUUGGAUAACUACAAUGAAGUCAAUGCUGCCAUGAACCUGGUCCUUUUUGAAGAUGCCAUGUGCCACAUCUGCCGCAUCAACCGUAUUCUAGAAUCACCCAGAGGAAAUGCUCUCCUUGUUGGUGUAGGUGGAAGUGGCAAGCAGAGCCUGACAAGACUUGCAGCUUUCAUUAGUUCAUUGGAGGUUUUCCAGAUCACUCUGAAGAAAGGUUAUGGGAUCCCUGACUUGAAGGCAGACUUGGCAAGCCAGUACCUUAGAGCCGGAGUGAAGAAUAUUGGCACUGUAUUUCUUAUGACUGAUGCACAAGUGGCUGAUGAAAGGUUCUUAGUGCUGGUGAAUGACUUGUUAGCUUCAGGUGAAAUUCCUGAUCUCUUCCCUGAUGAUGAAGUUGAAAACAUCAUCAGCAGUGUGAGAAAUGAAGUCAAGAACCAGGGACUAAUGGACACCAAAGAAACAUGUUGGAAAUUCUUCAUAAAUCGGGUUCGACGACAACUAAAGGUUGCACUUUGUUUCUCACCUGUUGGUAACAAGCUGAGAAUUCGCAGCAGGAAGUUCCCGGCCAUUGUGAGCUGCACAGCAAUAGACUGGUUCCAUGAGUGGCCUCAAGAGGCAUUAGAAUCUGUCAGCAUGCGCUUCCUGCAAGGAACCCAGAAUAUUGAGCUUUCAGUCAAAGAUUCCAUAAGCAAGUUUAUGGCAUAUGUCCAUACAAGUGUGAAUGAGAUGUCCAGAUCUUAUUUGAGCAAUGAACGUCGCUAUAACUACACCACACCCAAAUCAUUCCUUGAACAAAUCAAAUUGUAUCAAAAUUUACUAUGUAAAAAAGGCAAGGAAUUGACUGCUAAAAUGGAACGAUUGGAGAAUGGCUUACAGAAACUCAACAGCACAUCAGCACAGGUAGAUGACCUGAAGGCCAAACUUGCAGCUCAAGAAAUGGAGUUGAAACAGAAGAAUGAAGAUGCUGACAAAUUGAUACAAGUGGUAGGAGUGGAAACAGAGAAAGUGAGCAAGGAGAAAACCAUCGCUGAUGAGGAGGAGCAGAAGGUGGCACUGAUAAACCAAGAGGUCAAACAGAAACAAAAAGAUUGUGAGGAAGACCUGGCCAAGGCAGAACCAGCCCUUGCUGCUGCCCAGGCAGCUCUCAACACCCUUAAUAAGAACAAUCUGACAGAACUGAAAUCAUUUGGGUCACCACCUUCAGCUGUCAGCAAUGUCACUGCUGCUGUAAUGGUGCUCAUGGCCCCAGGUGGAAAAGUUCCCAAAGACAGAAGCUGGAAAGCAGCUAAGAUUACCAUGGCCAAAGUAGAUAGUUUCUUGGAUGCCUUAGUCAACUUUAAUAAGGAGAAUAUACAUGAGAACUGUCUCAGAGCACUUCAACCAUAUCUACAGGAUCCCGAAUUUAACCCUGAGCUUGUGACAACCAAGUCUUAUGCUGCUGCUGGUCUCUGUUCUUGGGUUAUAAAUAUUGUGAGGUUCUAUGAGGUGUACUGCGAUGUGGAGCCGAAGCGACAGGCUCUGAACAAAGCCAAUGCAGAACUAGCUGCUGCACAGGAGAAGCUGGCUAACAUCAAAGCCAAAAUUGCUCACCUUAAUGAAAACCUGGCAAAACUCACAGCCAAAUUUGAGAAGGCUACAUCAGACAAACUUAAAUGCCAAGAAGAAGCUGAAGCUACUGCAUGUACCAUCUCUCUUGCAAAUCGACUAGUUGGAGGACUUGCCUCUGAAAAUGUGAGAUGGGCAGAAGCCGUGAAAGGUUUCAAACAGCAACACAGUACACUGUGUGGAGACGUCUUGCUAACCACAGCAUUUGUCUCUUACUUGGGCUACUUUACAAAGAAAUACAGACAAGACCUGAUGGAUAGAAUCUGGAGACCGUACUUGUGCCAGCUAAAAGUCCCAAUCCCUGUGACUCCAUCAUUAGACCCUCUGACAAUGCUGACAGAUGAUGCUGAUAUAGCAACUUGGCAGAAUGAGGGCCUGCCAGCUGAUCGCAUGUCCACAGAAAAUGCCACAAUCCUUACAAACUGUGAACGAUGGCCCCUCAUGGUUGACCCCCAGCUCCAGGGUAUCAAAUGGAUUAAAACAAAAUAUGGUGAAGAUCUAAGAGUGAUCAGAAUUGGGCAGAAGGGGUAUUUGGAUAUUAUGGAACGAGCGCUUGCUGCAGGUGAAGUUGUUUUGAUUGAAAAUUUGGAGGAAUCUGUAGAUCCAGUUUUGGGCCCCUUGCUUGGUCAAGAAACAAUCAAGAAAGGAAGGUAUAUUAAAAUUGGAGAUAAGGAAUGUGAGUAUAACCCCAAUUUUCGUCUCAUCCUCCACACAAAGCUAGCAAAUCCCCAUUACCAACCUGAGAUGCAAGCACAGUGUACCCUCAUCAAUUUUACUGUAACUCGAGAUGGUUUGGAAGACCAGCUGUUAGCAGCUGUAGUGAGCAUGGAGAGGCCUGACCUGGAAGAACUAAAGUCAGACCUCACAAAGCAACAGAAUGGAUUCAAAAUCACCUUAAAAACCUUGGAGGACAGUUUGCUGUCCCGGCUCUCAUCAGCAUCUGGGAACUUCUUGGGAGACACAGCCUUGGUGGAAAAUUUGGAAAUCACCAAACAGACAGCUGCAGAAAUUGAAGAAAAGGUCCAGGAAUCCAAAGUGACAGAAACAAAGAUAAAUGAGGCAAGGGAACACUACCGGCCUGCUUCAGCCCGGGCUUCUCUGCUCUACUUCAUAAUGAAUGAUCUCAACACCAUCCACCCAAUGUACCAGUUCUCUUUGAAGGCUUUCAGUGUUGUUUUCCAGAAGGCCAUUGAGAGGGCCCUUCCAGAAGAGAACCUCAAAGAGCGUGUAAUAAACCUCAUUGAUAGCAUUACCUUCUCUGUGUUCCAAUAUACUACAAGGGGGCUUUUUGAAUGUGACAAACUCACCUACACCGCCCAAGUUACCUUCCAGAUACUUCUGAUGAAUAAAGAAAUUAACAUUGUGGAACUGGAUUUCCUGCUUCGCUAUCCCUUACAGCUAGGAGUCACGAGUCCAGUAGAGUUCCUAUCUAAUCAUUCAUGGGGUGGCAUCAAGGCUCUGGCAUCCAUGGAGGAGUUCCGGAAUUUAGAUCGGGAUAUUGAAGGGUCUGCUAAACGCUGGAAAAAAUUUGUAGAAUCUGAAUGUCCUGAAAAGGAGAAGUUCCCUCAGGAGUGGAAGAACAAGUCAGCUCUGCAGCGACUGUGCAUAAUGAGAGCCAUUCGGCCUGACCGCAUGACAUACGCUGUCCGGGAUUUUGUUGAAGAAAAGCUUGGGAGUAAAUAUACAAUAGGAAGAUAUCUGGAUUUUGCCAUAUCCUAUGAGGAGUCAGGACCUGCAACCCCAGUGUUCUUCAUCCUGUCCCCUGGUGUUGAUCCUCUGAAGGAUGUGGAGAAACAAGGGAAAAAACUGGGUUACACGUUUGACAACAGGAAUUUCCACAAUGUUUCCCUUGGACAAGGUCAAGAAGUAGUAGCAGAGCAAGCCCUAGACCUAGCUGCAAAGGAGGGUCACUGGGUUAUUCUUCAGAAUAUCCAUCUGGUGGCCAAGUGGCUGAGUUCUCUUGAGAAAAAACUUGAGCAGCACAGUGAAGGCAGCCACCAGGAAUUUCGUGUUUUCAUUAGUGCCGAGCCUGCACCUUCAGUUGACAGCCACAUUAUUCCCCAAGGAAUCCUGGAGAAUUCCAUCAAAAUCACUAAUGAACCCCCGACAGGGAUGCAUGCCAACCUUCACAAGGCCCUUGAUAACUUCAACCAGGAUACCCUGGAGAUGUGUGCCCGAGAGAAUGAAUUCAAAAGCAUCCUAUUUGCCCUCUGUUAUUUUCAUGCUGUUGUGGCAGAAAGACGCAAGUUUGGACCCCAGGGCUGGAACCGCUCCUAUCCCUUUAACACUGGAGAUCUGAUUAUUUCAGUCAAUGUCCUCUAUAAUUACCUGGAGGCCAAUUCAAAGGUUCCCUAUGAUGAUUUGCGCUAUCUUUUUGGUGAGAUUAUGUAUGGCGGGCAUAUUACAGAUGAUUGGGACAGACGACUUUGCAAAACCUACUUGGAAGAAUUUAUUAAGCCAGAGAUGCUGGAGGGAGAACUGCUUCUAGCUCCAGGAUUUCCUCUCCCAGGGAACAUGGAUUAUAACAGUUAUCACCAGUAUAUAGAUGAUGCCCUACCUGCUGAGUCUCCAUAUCUUUAUGGUCUCCAUCCAAAUGCUGAAAUUGGGUUCUUAACUCAAACCUCGGAGAAACUCUUCCGCACUGUGUUAGAGAUGCAACCUCAUGACACAAAUGUUGGUGAAGGAGGAGGAGCUACCAAGGAAGAGAAGGUAAAAGCUGCUCUGGAUGAGAUUCUAGAAAAACUGACUGAUGAAUUUAACAUCCCAGAACUGAUGGCAAAGGUUGAGGAGAGGACACCAUAUAUUGUGGUUGCCUUCCAGGAAUGUGAACUCAUGAACAGCCUCACGAACGAGAUAAAGCGAUCACUUAAAGAACUAGAUCUGGGACUGAAGGGGGAGCUGACCAUGACUGGUGAUAUGGAGAACUUGCAGAAUGCCAUCUUCCUGGACACGGUGCCUGAGUCUUGGACUAAGAGGGCUUAUCCUUCUAUGGCUGGCUUGGCUAGCUGGUUUGCUGACCUUCUCAACCGCAUCAAGGAACUUGAGACAUGGACAGGAGACUUCUCCUUGCCCUCCGUAGUGUGGCUAGCAGGAUUCUUCAACCCUCAGUCUUUCUUGACAGCCAUCAUGCAGUCCAUGGCCCGAAAGAAUGAGUGGCCUUUGGAUAAAAUGGCCCUGCAAUGUGACAUGACAAAGAAGAACAAGGAGGAUUUCAGCAACCCUCCUCGUGAAGGGGCCUAUAUACAUGGCUUAUUCAUGGAGGGUGCACGCUGGGAUGUGCAGACUGGGAUAAUCACAGAUGCCAGGCUGAAAGAACUCACCCCAGCUGUGCCUGUUAUUUUCACCAGAGCCAUACCUGCUGAUAAACAGGACACUCGCAGUGUGUAUCCAUGUCCUGUGUACAAAACCCGUCAAAGGGGGCCAACUUACGUGUGGACUUUUAACCUUAAAACUAAAGAAAACCCUUCCAAGUGGGUCCUUGCUGGCGUAGCAUUGCUACUGCAAGUUUAGUUGCAUCAAGGCAGGAUGUAUUCAUGGGAAACUUUCAACCACUUCUUAUUUGAAUUUUUAAAGGGAUAUAUGAAAGAUGAAAUAACUAUGUUUAGACUAAUAAGUACUGUAAUUUCUCAAACUCAUUCUUAAAAAUGUCAUGUAUAGCAAGAAACACUGAAGAAAUAAUGUAGGAUGGAUUCUCUGCUACUGUAAAUUAGAGAAUUGCUUUUUACCGUAUUUACGUGAAUAGAAGAUGACUCUGAUUAUAAAAUGACCCCCCACCCCAUAAUUAGUUCCUAUGUAUGGGAAAUGUAUAAUUUUGUUAUAAUUUUCUAGAUAUAUAAUCUUA